CGCGCGCACGCGCAGACCGCACGCGAGAGCUUCCCCGCUCCCCACACGCGUUUCUCGACUCCCCUCGCGGAGAGAGAAGACCACCGCCGCGUCUCGUUCGACGUCGCCGCGGCUUAUCCACGCGCGGAGGACGAAAUAAUCCUCCCGCGUCGGCGCCGCAUCUCGACAGAUCUUCCUCCGUCGUCGUCGCGAGAAUGUCGUCCGCCGCGAGCGCCGCCCCCGCGCUCGCCGCGCGCGCGGCCGUCGCGGGCAAGACGCGUAUCCGCGCCGGUAAGAACCGCGCUCACGCGAACGCGACCGCGACGGCCGCGCGCCGCCGCCCCGUCCGCGGCGCGCCGCUGCGAUGCGACGCCAUCUUCGACCAGCUCAAGAAGGGCGUGGACGGCCUCAUGAAGGGCGACCCGAGCGCGAAGACCGCGGCGAGGUACAAGGACCGCGUCGACGCGAUCAACGCGCUCGCGCCCGCGAUCGCGAAGCUGUCGGACGACGAGCUGCGCGCGAAGACGACGGAGCUUCAGGGCAAGGUGCGCGCGGGCGCGGACUUGGACUCCCUCCUCGUCGAGGCGUUCGCCGUCGUCCGCGAGGCGAGCGACCGCGUCCUCGGGCUUCGCCCGUUCGACGUCCAGCUCAUCGGCGGGAUGAUCCUUCACGAAGGGCAGAUCGCGGAGAUGCGAACGGGCGAGGGUAAGACCCUCGUGUCCGCGCUGCCCGCGUACCUCAACGCCCUCGGCGGGAAGGGCGUGCACGUCGUCACCGUGAACGAUUACCUCGCGCGACGCGAUUGCGAGUGGAUCGGUCAGGUGCACAAGUUCCUCGGGCUCACGUGCGGGCUCAUCCAGGCUGGGAUGGCGGAGGAGGAGCGGCGCGAGGGGUACAGCUCGGACGUGACGUACGUCACGAACUCCGAGCUCGGUUUCGAUUACCUCAGAGACAACCUCGCGCAGUCCCCGGCGGAGCUCGUGUUGAGAGAUUUCAACUUUUGCGUCAUCGACGAGGUGGACUCCAUCCUCAUCGACGAAGCGCGCACGCCGCUCAUCAUCUCCGGCAUCGCGGACAAGCCGUCCGAGCGGUACAUCCAGUCCGCGAAGAUCGCGGACGCGUUCGAGAAGGACUACCACUACAAAGUCGACGAGAAGCAGAAGAGCAUCCUUCUCACGGAGGAGGGCUACGAAGCCGCGGAGGAUCUCCUUCAGGUGGACGACCUGUACGACCCGCGGACGCAGUGGGCGCUGUACAUCAUCAACGCCCUGAAAGCGAAAGAGCUGCAGCUGAAGGACGUCAACUACAUCAUCAAGAGCAACGAGGUCAUCAUCGUGGACGAGUUCACCGGCCGCACGAUGGUCGGCCGACGCUGGAGCGACGGCUUACACCAAGCCGUGGAAGCGAAAGAGGGGCUCCCGAUUCAGAACGAGACGGUCACGAUCGCGUCCGUGACGUACCAGGCGUUCUUCCGCACGUUCCCGAAGCUCGGCGGGAUGACCGGCACCGCGGAGACGGAGCUCACGGAGUUUAACAACAUCUACGACCUCUCCGUGCAAGUCGUCCCGACGAACAGAUCCGUCGCGCGAGAGGACAGCCAAGACGUCGUCUUCCGGAACGAACCCGGGAAGUGGAACGCGGUGCGGAGAGAGAUCGCGCGUAUGCACAAGAAAGGCCGACCCGUGCUCGUGGGCACGACGUCCGUGGAGAGGUCCGAGGAGAUCGGCCGCCUCCUCGACGAGGACGGCAUCGGAUACGAGCUCUUGAACGCCAAGCCGGAGAACGUCGAACGCGAGGCGGAAAUCGUCGCGCAGAGCGGCAGGAAGGGCGCCGUCACGAUCGCGACGAACAUGGCCGGACGCGGCACGGACAUCCUCCUCGGUGGGAACGCAGAGUUCAUGGCGCGUCUGAAGAUCCGCGAGGCGCUCCUCCCGAAGAUUGUCGAGCCCGAGGAAGGGGACAUCGCGUUCGAGAAGAAGUCUCUCGGCGGCGCCAACGCCGACAAGUGGAAGGUGAAGGACGGCUUGUACCCGUGCGACUUAUCCCCGGCCACGGAGGCGCUGCUCAAGUCCGCGGUGGACACCGCGGUCGACGCCUGGGGCGCGCGGUCCAUUGGCGCGUUCGACGCGGAGGAUAAGCUCUCUUUCGCGUGCGAGAAGGCGCCGACGGAGGAGCCCGGGACGCUCGCGAUUCGCGAGGCGUUCAACGAGAUCGAAAAAGAGUUCAAGGCGGUGACGAGCGCGGAGAAGGUGGAGGUCGUCGGCCUCGGCGGCCUCCACGUCGUCGGCACGGAGCGUCACGAGUCGAGACGCGUGGAUAACCAGCUCCGCGGGCGCGCGGGGCGCCAGGGUGACCCGGGAAGCACGCGGUACUUCCUCUCCCUGGAGGAUAAUCUGUUUCGCAUCUUCGGCGGCGAAAAGAUCCAGAGCCUGAUGUCCGCGUUUCAAAUCGACGACAUGCCGAUCGAGUCCGGGAUGCUGACGUCGUCCCUGGACACCGCGCAGAAGAAGGUCGAGACGUACUUUUACGACAUCCGCAAGCAGCUGUUCGACUACGACGCGGUGUUGAACUCGCAGCGCGAGAAGAUUUACUUCGAACGCAGACGCGCGCUGAGCGCCAAGCCCGAGGACCUGCAACAGCAGAUGCUCGAGUACGCGGAGCUCACCGUGGACGACAUCGUCAACGCGAACCUCGAUCCGUCCGUGGCUCCCUCGGAGUGGCCUCUGAAGGGUCUCGCGGAGAAGAUGGCGCAGUACUGCUACUUCAUGGCGGACAUCGACGAGGCGGACUUGCGAGCCAAGGCGGACGAGGGAGGGAUCGACGGCGUGCGAGACUACCUCGUCAAACGCGGGAAGGACGCGUACGUCACGAAACGCCAAGAAGUCGAAGCCGCGCAACCCGGUCUGAUGGGCGAAGCGGAGAGGUUCUUCGUGUUGUCGCAGACGGAUAACUUGUGGAAGGAGCACCUCCAGGCGAUCAAGUUCGUGCAGCAGGCGGUGGGACUCCGCGGGUACGCGCAGAAGGACCCGCUCAUCGAGUACAAGCUCGAGGGAUACAACCUCUUCGUCGAGAUGAUGGCGCAGAUUCGAAGGAACGUCAUCUACAGCGUGUAUCAGUUCCAGCCGAAGAGAGUGAAGGAAAACCCGGCGGAGGCGCAGGUGGAGCCGCCGCAAGGGUCGAGCGCGGACGCGGGCGCGGCGGAGGGGGAGUUCCCGGAGGUUGGCGACGGGCAGCCCGUGGAGGCGGAGGUGGUCACCGCGAGCGCGGGGAAGGGCUCGCGGAAGAAGAAAUAAUUUCUUUUGUCUUGGUUGAAUCCGAACAGCACGUACGCAC
Messenger RNA from Micromonas pusilla CCMP1545, 3312 nucleotides. RefSeq names its product type II secretory pathway family protein. Gene Ontology annotation, cellular component: membrane; chloroplast envelope. Gene Ontology annotation, molecular function: ATP binding. Gene Ontology annotation, biological process: intracellular protein transport; protein targeting; protein import. Lineage: Eukaryota; Viridiplantae; Chlorophyta; Mamiellophyceae; Mamiellales; Mamiellaceae. The transcript is spliced from 2 exons. Bases 195 to 3272 code for a protein of 1025 amino acids. The record is from RefSeq and is a predicted model, not a curated record.